Molecule: messenger RNA, 1300 nt
Organism: Microtus oregoni (creeping vole)
Lineage: Eukaryota; Metazoa; Chordata; Mammalia; Rodentia; Cricetidae
Gene: Arl2
Product: ADP ribosylation factor like GTPase 2
Exons: 5
Coding region: 444-998 (184 amino acids)
Biological process (GO): protein folding
Cellular component (GO): microtubule cytoskeleton; cytoplasm
Molecular function (GO): GTPase activity; GTP binding
Source: RefSeq, a predicted model, not a curated record
CAGGAUCAAUCCGUUCUCCGUCACUGGCAGAGGAGGAUAAAGCAAGUCACAAGAAGCGCGGAAACCAGGCCAUAGCACGAUCCGCGGAUGAUUCGUCAGACCCUUGUGAAGGAGGUUCGGACACCUGGCUCAGAAUCCCUUCGCGGGUUCUCCCUACCCACAGGAGAUACUGCUCGAGAUGUCAACUUCGCGUCCCGGCCGAGGCCUCGGAGUCGGAGGCAUAGGGGACUUUGCCCUAAUCCCCCGCAACCCUCAGCCAUCCGGAAGCGAAGAGUUAACCCAGCAGGCAGCAAGUUCGCCGCCGCGCCGCUAGGGGGCAACGCCCCGCACUCCGACGGUCACGUGGUGUCGAGGGCGGAACCAAGCACCAGACUGGCCAAUAGGAACCGGGAGCGGGGUCCCGGGCCUAGAAGAAACGGCAGCCGGGAGGGGGCUACGAGAUCAUGGGGCUUCUGACCAUUCUGAAGAAGAUGAAGCAGAAAGAACGAGAACUGCGGCUGCUCAUGCUUGGCUUGGACAAUGCUGGCAAAACAACCAUCCUUAAGAAGUUCAACGGGGAAGAUGUAGAUACCAUCUCCCCAACACUGGGCUUCAACAUCAAAACCCUAGAACACCGGGGAUUCAAACUGAACAUCUGGGAUGUGGGUGGCCAGAAGUCUCUGCGCUCCUACUGGCGGAACUACUUUGAGAGCACAGAUGGCCUCAUCUGGGUGGUGGACAGUGCCGACCGCCAGCGCAUGCAGGACUGUCAGCGUGAGCUGCAGAGCCUGCUGGUGGAGGAGCGCCUGGCUGGAGCGACCCUCCUCAUCUUUGCAAACAAGCAGGACCUGCCUGGAGCCCUGUCCUCUACUGCUAUUCAGGAGGCUCUGGACCUGGCCUCCAUUCGCAGCCACCACUGGCGCAUCCAGGGCUGCAGUGCCGUCACCGGGGAGGACCUGCUGCCUGGUAUCGACUGGCUCCUUGAUGACAUUUCCAGUCGUGUCUUUACUGCCGACUGAGCUUCUCCAGUGUCCCCAGCUCACUGUCCAGGCCCCUACCCUCAUCAGACACCAGCUUGGGGGGACAGGCACCAACCGGCAAGACUAACACUCCCAACCCUGCCGUGAUCUGCUGCUGCUACUGCUGCUCCCCCCGCCCCCAGGCGAAGGCUGUCACCCUGGCUCCCUGAGUGGCCUGCAGCUGCCAGGCCAAGAGGAAAGGCUGGACUGGGAGGGAUUACUUGCUGCUACCAAGGUCCUGGGUGUCGCCUCUGUCCAGCAGUGAGAAUAAAGCACUCCUUUACCAGUUCUUGGCUGAGCCG